AUGUUGAGGCGUAGAAAGGGCUCGGCAGCGAAGAAAUCUCAAAAUUCAGAGCCUCAAUUGGAUGAAAACAAGGAGAAAAAUAACAAUCAAUUGCAAGAAAAAUCGAAUUUAAAUGCUGCAAAUUUGAAAGGAAAUGUGAACUGUAAUUCGAAAUCGAAUUCAGAUGAGAAAUUAAGGAAAAAAUGGAAUUGUGUGGACAACUGUUGUUGGUUCGUAGGAUGCAUAUGCUCGAUGUGGUGGUUUCUGCUGUUUCUGUACAACGCAAUGCCGGCUUCGUUCCCGCAGUAUGUCACGGAGGCGAUCACGGGACCUAUGCCUGACCCACCGGGGGUGAAAUUAGCUAAAGAAGGGCUCACAGCGAAGCAUCCGGUGGUUUUCGUUCCCGGGAUAGUGACUGGAGGGCUUGAGUUGUGGGAAGGGCACUCCUGUGCUGAAGGGUUGUUUAGAAAGCGGCUAUGGGGCGGUUCCUUUGGUGAAAUAUACAAAAGACCCUUGUGCUGGGUUGAGCACAUGUCUCUGGAUAAUGAAACUGGAUUGGAUCCACCAGGCAUAAAGAUCAGGCCUGUAUCUGGACUUGUAGCUGCGGAUUACUUCGCACCGGGUUAUUUUGUUUGGGCAGUAUUAAUUGCCAACUUGGCUCGCAUUGGAUAUGAGGAGAAAAAUAUGUAUAUGGCUGCCUAUGAUUGGAGAAUCUCAUUCCAGAAUACUGAGGUUCGAGACCAAACUCUGAGCAGAAUAAAAAGUAACAUAGAGCUCAUGGUAGCUACAAGUGGUGGUAAAAAGGUGGUGGUUGUGCCACAUUCAAUGGGUGUUCUGUAUUUCUUGCACUUUAUGAAAUGGGUGGAGGCACCGACACCAAUGGGUGGUGGGGGUGGAUCAAAUUGGUGUGCUGACCAUAUAAAGGCUGUAAUGAAUAUAGGUGGACCUUUUCUGGGUGUUCCGAAGAUAGUCUCGGGAUUGUUCUCCGCUGAAGCCAAGGAUAUAGCGGUUGCCAGGGCUAUUGCACCAGGUGUUUUGGAUAUGGAUGUUUUUGGUUUUCAGACUUUACAACAUGCAAUGAGAAUGACUCGGUCAUGGGAUUCGACAAUGUCAAUGAUACCAAAGGGUGGGGACACUGUCUGGGGUGGCCUCGAUUGGUCCCCAGAAGAAGGUCACGAGUGUAAUGCAAAGAAGCCAAGGAACAAUAUUAUGCAGACAGCAGGACCUAAUGGGACAGUUAAUUCGGCUUCUGCAACUCUCGUUAAAUAUGGAAGAAUGCUAGCAUUUGGGAAGGAUGUAGCUGACUUACAUUCUUCAGAGAUUGAGAGGGUUGAUUUUAGGGGAGUUAUCAAGGGAAAUAAUCUUGCAAACACAACCUGCCGCGAUGUAUGGACAGAGUACCAGGAUAUGGGUAUUGGGAGUGUCAAAGCAGUUGCAGAUUAUAAAGUUUACACUGCUAGUUCGAUUUUGGAUCUACUUCACUUCGUUGCCCCAAAGAUGAUGAAGCGAGGUGAUGCUCAUUUUUCACAUGGGAUUGCUGAUGAUCUGGAUGAUAAAAAAUAUGAACAUUACAAAUAUUGGUCAAAUGCCUUGGAAACAAAAUUACCAAUGGCACCAGACAUGGAAAUGUUUUCAAUGUAUGGAGUUGGAAUCCCCACUGAAAGAGCAUAUGUCUACAAGUUUAGUCCUGCAGCUGAGUGUUAUAUACCUUUUAAGAUUGAUACUGCAGCUGAUGGUGGAGAUGAUGGCCCUUGUUUGAAAGGCGGAGUAUAUUCUGUAGAUGGAGAUGAAACAGUCCCUGUUCUUAGUGCAGGUUUUAUGUGUGCAAAAGGUUGGCGGGGAAAGACUCGAUUCAAUCCUUCAGGAAUGCGUACUUACAUAAGGGAGUAUAAUCAUGCUUCUCCUGCUACUCUUUUAGAGGGCAGGGGAACCCAAAGUGUUAAAGCUCUAAAUUUAUUUGAUUCCAUCCUUGACGAUGAACUCAGAGCUGCUUUAGAUCUUGAUGAUAUGCCAUUGAUUCAUGUGGUUUGA
This is a messenger RNA of Fraxinus pennsylvanica, 2010 nucleotides long. The record is from the annotation of a GenBank genome assembly. Lineage: Eukaryota; Viridiplantae; Streptophyta; Magnoliopsida; Lamiales; Oleaceae.